This is a messenger RNA of Zasmidium cellare ATCC 36951, 912 nucleotides long. RefSeq lists its product as uncharacterized. The record is from RefSeq and is a predicted model, not a curated record. Lineage: Eukaryota; Fungi; Ascomycota; Dothideomycetes; Mycosphaerellales; Mycosphaerellaceae. The transcript is spliced from 2 exons. The coding region runs from base 1 to 912 and encodes 303 amino acids.
AUGUCAGACUUCACGCAAUUGGACAAGCCAUUCCGCAUCCUCGACCUGCCUCGUGAAGUCCGCGACGAGAUCUGGCGCCUCGCGAUUCCAGGCCGGAAGAUACCUAUUGGGGCCUCAUGGGCGCAGAACGACGACGGCAAGCUAGUCUGGAGUUUCGGUUGCCGCAAAAUCGCGACGGAGCUGCUAUGGUUACUCACGCUCAGACAGAUAUCCCAGCAAGUCCGCGACGAGGUCGACGACGCCUUUGGACGAUGUGCCAAGGUGCUUAUCAUCAACCAUUCGGACUCGUACAACCCUCUCGCCGGCAGUCAGAAGAUCCAUGCCGCUGCAAAGCUACUCCGCAACGUUUGCGACAUCACCUUGGCGACGGGAUACAUGAUCGUGCGCUAUGUGGGUGGCGGGAGAGGCGACGCGUUUGAAACUGAUGCAGAAAUCCAAAUCGGCCUCUCGAAGGCCAAGAAGACGGAAGCUGUGCGCUGGGAGAGUCGCCUGGGAGGCACGGACGAGGACUCGUAUACUGUGCCAAGCAAGUUCAAGGGCUUCUGCGACGGACAUGCAAAUAUCACGGAACAGGCAAUCCGGCAGGCACUCGCGCGUGGUGCGGGCUCGUUCGAGAUCAUCACGGUCGGUCUGAGCGCACUCUCGCCUGGAAUGUGGGCUGUGCCGCACGAGGCAGCCAAGGGCUAUCGAAGUGGGCUUGAGAAGCACUGGGCAGCUGAGCAUCUGGUCGCGUGGGUGGACGGCUUGUUCAAAGAGGCAUUGUCGAGGAAGACAAAGAGAAGGGCGCGAACUCGUCCAUGGCGACAAGUCCUGCUUGCGGAAGUUCUGCAGCGCCAUCCUCCUCGACAAAGGCACCACGCCGAAGGAGCCAAAGCAGCUGAACACACGCGGACCUCGACGCUCUCACCUUAG